This is a messenger RNA of Morone saxatilis (striped sea-bass), 1598 nucleotides long. RefSeq names its product ntl-dependent gene 5 (gene ntd5). The record is from RefSeq and is a predicted model, not a curated record. NCBI's taxonomy places the organism in Eukaryota, Metazoa, Chordata, Actinopteri, Moronidae. Gene Ontology annotation, cellular component: extracellular region. The transcript is spliced from 8 exons. The coding region runs from base 44 to 1102 and encodes 352 amino acids. Gene Ontology annotation, molecular function: peptidase inhibitor activity.
CUGCUCGUCCCUCCCUCAUAUCGUCUGAGGCCUGGCUUCAAGGAUGGACUGUGCUCUGCUGCUGCUGUCCCUGUGGGCACUGACUGGAACUGUGUCCCUGCAGGACUCAGGGUCUUGUCCGGAGAGACUUCUGGGAGAGGAGAGGAGGAGGACGUGUCCUCGGCCCUGCAAAGCUGACAGAGACUGUGGCAACAAACGCCAGUGUCUGUGUGACGGCCAGUGUGGUCUCAGCUGUGUGGCUCCAGGUCGAACUUGUCCGUGGCCUCUACCCCCCAGUGAAAACUCCGUGGCUAGUCUCCUCUCUCCCACUCAUUCCUUUUCUGCCCUGCUUGAAGUGCGCUGCAAGCCGGGAUUCAAGUUGCCCAGUGGCUUGGAUGCCACUAUUCGCCGUUGUCAAGGUGACCGACAGUGGAGUGGGGAUGAGCCCAUCUGCACAGAGGUUCAGUCACCCGAACCUGCCGUUGCCGAAACCUGCCCUCUGCCCGAAGAAGUCUUGGACACCUUCAGCAUCCAGGGCGACGCUACAGUAGGAACUUCCAUCCGCUACAGCUGCCUGUCUGGGGUAGAUAUAGUGGGGAGCAGUGUAAAUUUCUGCCAGGAUAAUCAGACCUGGCAGUAUCCUCACCCCCUCUGUAAAGAAGUGUACUGCCAGCCUCCUCGAGAGGUGGAGCAGGGCUAUGUGGUGGCUGUUCAGAAGACUGAAUAUAAUGUUGGCUAUGACAUCCACUACCUCUGUAAAAAGAACUUCCUGCUGGAUGGACCUCAGAAGGUCACCUGCCUGUCAAACGGCAGCUGGAGUGCAUCGCCCCCAUACUGCAGAGCUCGCUGUGUCAUCCCUGCUGAGCGAAGCCGUGUGGUGAUUGACGGAGUGAAGCGCUGGCCAUUUGACGUUACAGAUGCCGUGGUUCCUCACGGGGAAAAUGUGACGUUCUACUGCAAACAUCCUCGCAAGCAGUGCACCUUCACUGCAACCCAGGCCUGCUUUGACGGACAGCUGCAGCCACCAGCCUGCUACCUUGAGCCCACAUGGUUGCAGUAUAAACUCUUCCCUCACCGGCUGGUCUCAGAGAUUGAAGCAUGUGAGUCCGGUGAUGUGGAGUGACGACUUGCACAUCCGACCUUCGACCCAUCCAGCACUCAUUGAACUGUGUCAUACCUCCUGACACACACCGACACCCACCACCCAGAGUAGUCCCUCCCCGCUCUGCAGCUUUGCUUCAACUAUCUAUGCUAUGAUUAUGGUCUGUUAGAAUCUGAAAUAUUUUUGGAUCCGCAGGCUAAGCUGUCUAUCCUGCGCCCAUGGCCUUUGUCACUCUCUCCUGCUUCCUAUCAGUUUGCAGUCGCUAUUACCUUCAUCCUCAUCCAGCUGGAGCCAAUGCAUACUGUAGAUGCAAUCCAUAGGCCUUCAUGAUGAUGUAGAUAUAAUGCAUUAAUACAUGCUAUAUCAGUUAUGCUUGUGAUGAUUCCUCCAUGUAGCCUUACUCAUAAUGGCUUGACUCUGUGAUAUCAUAUCUCACUGUGUGAUCUUUCCUUCCUCUGUUGAGCGUGACGCAUCAAGUCUUGAGGCUUGUAAGUGUAAAUUUGGAAUAAAGUAAUGU